GGUCUGCAGCGGCGGGUGAGGAACGUCGUCUGCGCGCGCGCUUGUGCCAACUGUCUGUGCGCUUGAGUGUGUGCGCGUGUGUGUGUGUGUGCGCGCGCGCGCGUGUGUGUGUGCAGAGCACGCACACAUGUGCCUCUCCCGGUGAUGUGAGAAAUCAAGAGGGACACAUCUCUUAAGCCUCCUUGUGGUGGGAUUUCAAUUUGACGCACUAAACGUAGCGCGCGUCUUCGCUCUCACACACUCUCCCUGCAUGUGUGUCCGCUCGCUGCAGCUCCGGCGUCGGGCAAACCCUCUCACUGCUGCACUUCAGCCAAUGUGGAACAACUCGUCUGCAGCCGGCCGCCUCGCAUGGCUCCUAAAGAAGCGGAUAUGCCCCAGUGCCACGGGAGACUGACGCCUUCACUGUCUUCCUCUCCUCCGCAAAUGGUCCUCUCAGGGAGUUAUGGUCAGUAAGGAGGCAGGCCGCUGCACUCUGUCAAGCUCAGAGUCUGACUCGGAGUCCGGCGGUCCUUCGGUGGAGCGAAGCGGAGCAGACGCGGUACGCAAGCGAAACAAAGCCCUCCAGGUGCGUUUUAAAGACAUCUGCGAGGCGCAGAAUGAGGCCGCCCACCGAGGUGCCAGAGACCGCUCCGUUUCCUGCAAGGUCAUCCACCGGAGGUACAUGACCAUGCCGGCGCGCCGCUCCAUCCCAAACGUCACCAAGAGCACGGGCGUGCAAACCUCGCCCGAUUUGAAAAAGCGCUACCAGACUUUCCCCUUCGAGCGCAAAAAGGGAAACGUCAUCAAACACACUGCUCUAGUGGAGAACUACCCAGAUCAAAACAAUGGCUUUUUGAGUGACGUGAAGAGCGGGGAACGUGGGACGAGGUGCGAGGGUCGGGUGCAGCAGACCCGGGUGUUGCUCCACACUACUCCGCAGUGCAGCGACGCUAAGGACUUGUGCGCUGGGCUGGACUGUUCAGAUGGGAAACUCUGCCCUGACCUGUCAGAAUCGCUUUCAGAUCAGUCGAACUCAAGGAGGGAAGCCAGUGUCCUGGGGGAUGGAACCAAGCACAAAGGAUUACCCGGUGAAAGCGAGGCAGGGGCAGCCCAGCAGCCCAACUGUGCCUCCUCGACCACUCCGACUCAACCUCUGCAGGUCAGGGGUGACUGUUCAAAGAUUUCUGGCCCUAUUGCAUGGACAUCUUUGACUCAAGUGGAAUGCCCGGAGAGUCCCUCAGGGAGCUGCAAACGCAAAAAAGACACGGCGCAGCUGAACGGAUUGCAGGCGCAGUCCCAGACUUUGCCUCAUUCGGCGAGUUGCGCUUCCCAGGCCCACUGUCACAGUGGCCAAAACUCGGGCGCAUCAGAGACCCGGCAGGGCACACAGGGGCAGCUGAUUGCUCUCCCCGGGGCCGAUGGGAAUGUGAAAGCCAGGCUUCAAGCCAUGGAGGCUCUGAUCAACUCCAGUCAAGAAACCAUCAAAGUGCUGCUGGGGGUCAUUCAGGAGCUGGAAAGAGGAGAAGCACAGCGAGAGGGACUGUCUUAUCGAACUGGGCAGGAUACAGCCAACUGUGACACGUGUCGUAACAGUGCCUGCAUCAUAUACAGUGUGGAGCUAGAUUUUAAACUUCAAGAGGACAAACUUCAGCCCUUAAUGAAGAGACUGUGUCCAUUAGAAGAGCCGUCCUACCCCUCUCUGCCUUACACACACGAGGUGUUCACCUCCACACCCAAACGCAAGUCCAAGACUGAGACCAAGAAGCAUGCACGAUGGAAACUCUGGUUCCUCUAACAUAUGGAUUCAGGAUCUCUGAAACCAUCACAAACGAGCAAAUUCCAGUGGAAUUUUGCUUGACUAAUUGGAUAAAUACGGAGCAAUGCUCACUGCUAGCCACCGUUUUGGAACAUGCAUCACGGGAUUCAAUGAGCGACUGGAUUUUAGUAAGGAAUAACAGUUGUUUUCUAAUCAUGACCCUCUGAUGAACCCUCUGAGUUUGGGAACUGUUGAAUUCACCUGAUCUCACAUUUUACAAUGGGAUUACACAAUGAUCCUUAGGUUUAGUCAAGUUAGCAAGGGACCCUGCAGAGGCGACAAGAAACUUCAAAGCUAAACGCUAGUUUGCCACAAAACUACUUUGGAGCCGUACAUCAAAGACAUCUAAUCAGCAAAGCACAAACUUUUGAGAAUUAUAAAGUAGAUUUGAUAGCUAAGAUAUACCUCUGUCUCUUUCCCAGUCUUUCUUUCUUUCUUUCUUUCUUUCUUUCUUUCUUUCACCUCUUUCAUUUUAAAUGAAAAUUGAUUAUAAUUCUAUGACAGAAUAAAUGAAAUUAAUAAAAUGAAAUUAGUGAGUUAUGCAGUAUCAGCUGACUGCAUGCACUAAUAAUCAAUGUCUUUGUAGAGAUAUUUUUCUGGAAAAUGUUGAGAAUGCGCUAUUAGAAAUGGUUAGGUUGUAAUAAGAGAUUACACUGGUGUUCUCAAAAAAAGGAUAAAAUGAAUACAGUAUGAUACAGUAAUUUGUCUUUCAGUUACAUAGAUUUCUUUAUCAAAUAAUGGGCCAAUAUCAGUAUUUCUGGAAUAAGAAAAACAUUUUCGAUGUGCAGAUAUUCAGGUCUGCAACUAUUUUCUUGGGAAUAUGAUGCUGUAUUUACAACAUACUGUAAACCUAGGUCAUUUUUUCAGUAAUUAUAUUUUUCAGACUCAUAAAGAUGCUUGAGAAUUGGCUGGAGACUGCAGACAAUAUGUUCCAUGGUGGAAAAAAAUAUGAGAAUGCCUCAAAUCUGUUUAGAUGAUCAUUGUUUCGUGUUAUAGGUUGGAGAGUGCACAAAUACAGAACACAAACCAGUAGAAAUAGGCUCUAUCCCAUAAAACACAGCACUCUGUUGAAGAUGUCGUGUCAUUUGCUCAAUUAAAUUUUAAUAUGAUGGCAGUCAAUCACUGAAAUCUUGUGCUUGUUUACCCACCUAAGGCAAAAUAACGACACGAACAAAACACACAAUUUGGGAAGAUUAAUAAUGCAGGUAACAUAUAGAGGGCUAUGUAUAUACAAACUGUGCUUAGCAUUUUAUUAGCUUUAAAGAGUCUUUGUGUUAGAUAUUCACAAGUCUAAUGUCUUCACUACAGUGCCAAACACUGUAUUUAGCUGGUAGCCCAAUAACCUUCAUACGUGGAGGUGUUUUUGAUAACUAUAGGCUAUAUAUUUAAAAGUAAUAAUAAGUUCAAACUAAAAAUAUAUUGGUCAAAGUAUCUUGUUGUUUAAUUGGAGCACAGUACCUGCAUAUUCUUGUAGCAUAACACAAAUGCAUCAUUUUACCUUGAGAAAGUGCAAUUGAUUUAUAUUGUGCAAUAUUACAUUUUAUACAAUUUCUACCCACAGUGCAUUUACAAUAAAGAAACAGAUGCAAAAUA
Molecule: messenger RNA, 3388 nt
Organism: Puntigrus tetrazona (Sumatra barb)
Lineage: Eukaryota; Metazoa; Chordata; Actinopteri; Cypriniformes; Cyprinidae
Gene: insyn2ab
Product: inhibitory synaptic factor 2Ab
Exons: 5
Coding region: 443-1774 (443 amino acids)
Biological process (GO): inhibitory postsynaptic potential
Cellular component (GO): postsynaptic density
Source: RefSeq, a predicted model, not a curated record